Molecule: messenger RNA, 1437 nt
Organism: Drosophila eugracilis
Lineage: Eukaryota; Metazoa; Arthropoda; Insecta; Diptera; Drosophilidae
Product: serine protease inhibitor 42Dd
Exons: 5
Coding region: 183-1400 (405 amino acids)
Molecular function (GO): serine-type endopeptidase inhibitor activity
Source: RefSeq, a predicted model, not a curated record
UCCACGCCUUUUGACAGACACCACGCACCUACUCCAGCCGCCUUCGAUUGGUUAUUUUUUCCGGUAUAAAAAGAAUGUUGUAGUAGUUCGAUUCUAAUACGUCAUCCAGGGAAUCAACAAUUUGGUUCUGUGAACUUUCGAAAUGUAGCUUUUGAAUACUGGAUGAGUAUUUUUAAUUCAAGAUGUGCGAUCCCCAAGAGAGCAGAAAUUCGUUUUCCCGCCUCCUGGUUGAUAUCAUUACCAAGAAUGCCUUGCAGGAAAGUGAAAAGCCCCACAUUAACACCGUGUUCUCACCGGCGUCCGUCCAAAGUUGUCUUACUCUGGCUUUUAUAGGAUCCUCCGGAUCGACGGCCGAGGAGCUGAGGAAUGGACUGCACCUUGGUCCAGGGGAUCGCCAUCACAUAGCUCGAACGUUUGGGGAGUUCUGGCGGACGAACUGCAACUACGGUGACAGAGGACCCAUUCUAAAGUCCGUGAACCGCUUGUACGUUAACGAUGCCUUGGAACUGCACCCGGAAUUCAAUGAGAUUGCCGGAGACUUCUUUCAAUCGAAGGCUGAGACGGCAAAGUUCGCCGAUUCGGAGGGUGCCACGCAACAGAUCAACGACUGGGUGGAACAGGAGACGGAGCACAAGAUCAGCAAUCUGCUUCAGUCGGACGCCGUAAAUGACGAAACGAGCGCCGUCAUUAUCAACGCCUUGUACUUCAAGGGAAAAUGGCUGAAACCUUUUAUGCCAGAGGCCACAUCACUGGACAUGUUCCACAUGGACCAGGACUCUCAUGUUGGGGUAAACAUGAUGUACCAGGAGGACAAGUUUCGGUUCGCCGAUCUUCCCCAGCUGAAGGCUCGGGCUGUGCAGCUCCCCUAUGAAUACUCGAACAUCCACAUGCUUAUCCUUCUACCCAAUGAAAUCUCCGGACUGAAAGAUUUGGAGUUGCAACUCAAGGACGUGGACCUAGCCGAUAUCGACGCAGCUAUGACCUUAGAGGAUGUGGAGAUUUUCCUGCCCAGGAUGAGCAUAGAGUACGACGUGGACCUCAAAAAUAUACUACAUCAGCUGGGAAUUGCUGAAGUCUUCAGCGACAAGGCCAGACUAGACGGACUCUUUACCUCGCGAACUGGCCAAAAGAUCUCGGCGGCAAGGCACCGCGGCUACAUCGACGUUAACGAGGCUGGAUCAGAGGCAGCAGCCGUCUCUUUCAUGAAGAUCGUACCCAUGAUGCUGAACUUGAACACAAAGCUCUUCAAGGUGGAUCACCCGUUCGUUUUCUACAUACGCAGCCCACAGGCUGUCUUCUUCGCCGGACGAUUCUCGAACCCAAAGUCUGGAGAAGAGGAGGAGGGCGCAUCGAGGAACGGUUCCAAUGCUAGCAUGUACAAUGUCCAAGAACGGCAGUGAGACCAAAUAAAACUCAGCUAGGAAAUCCCAACCGCAA